UGUAAGGGAGUCAGAGAUGGGUUAGUGUCGGGGAGACAGGACCUCGGUACCGGGGACUCGGUGGGUGACUCUAGUGACAUGCGUUCUGCGUCAGACACAGCGACACCAUGUACCCGCAGCUGAAGCGCGCGCUCCGGGAAAGAAACGCGUUUUUCCGGGGAUCCAUCCCGCCGUGGAGCGCGUGUGCAAGGGCAGUGUUUUGCGGUCACCUGCGUUUUCUAUGGCGUGUGUUGAUGUUUUUGACCAUCCUGUGUGUGGUGCUGCAGUUACUGAGUGCGGUUCGUCAGUCUUGGAACAAGAAGACCAGGCGAUCUGACCACCAGUUGAACAAUCCUCUUCUUAUUGAACAGCGAAAUGCUCAGUCUAUCAUGGAGAACUUUAAUUCAAACCAAGUGGCCUUCCGCCAUUUCCAGUGGAGCAAUGGAAAAGACGAAGGCUCGAAUCAGGUUUCAGAACAUGCAAGAAAAAAUCUGGACACAACACCAGCUCGACGUCUCGCUAGCACUUCCGGGAGGAUCUUAACCCCACAUCAGCCAUCACAUGACUACAAAGGCGAAUCGGUGGUUGACCGGGAAUUCCCAAAACAACCACAAGACCAAAUUUUGUCCCAUGACCAUCUUCCGAAAAGAUUUCCAGAACCUCAAUCAUCUGGUCCGAGACAUGACGGCAAACAAACAUCGAGCUUUUUGACCAGCGACAGAAACGGCACGUGUCAACCCAAGAACCAUGUUUUCUUCCUGAAAACGCACAAGACGGCCAGCAGCACCAUCCUCAACAUCCUGUAUCGCUAUGGCGAUACCCACAACUUGACAUUUGCGCUGCCGGUGUACAUGCACAGCCAGCUCUACUACCCGCACUUCUUCAUGUCGCACUUCGUCGAGGGCAUGAAGUCUCGCCGAGUGACAGAGUUCCACAUCAUGUGCAACCACAUGCGCUUCCGAGGGCCUGAGGUGAGAAAGGUCAUGCCCUUGGACACGUUUUAUUUCUCCAUCCUGCGCAAUCCGGUGUCCAUGAUGGAGUCUCUCUUCACGUACUACAAAUCAAUCCCAGCAUUCCGCAAUUUCAAGACCCUUGAGGACUUUCUGCUCGAUGAAGGCCGUUCUUACAACAGUACUGUGCUUGGUAACCAUUACGCCCAUAACAUCCUGACCUUCGACUUCGGCUUCAACAACUCGGCACCGUCCAGCGAAGCGGAACUGGACGAACGAGCCGUGGCUCUGAUUUCCGCCGUGGAGAGUGAAUUCCACCUCAUCCUGAUCUCAGAGUACUUCGACGAGUCUAUGGUGUUGCUCAGACACGCCCUCUGCUGGACCAUGGACGACGUCGUGUCAUUCCGCCUGAACAGCCGAAGCGAGAAAACCCGCAAAUCGCUGAGCGUGGAAAUGACCGAGCAGGUGAAGAAGUGGAGCUCGUUGGAUUGGAGACUCUACCAACACUUUAACGCAAGCUUCUGGAGGCGGAUAGAUACAUCGCUAGGGCGCACUAAGCUCCAAGAGGAAGUGGAGCUUCUCAGAGCCAGAAGGGCAGUACUGGAGAAAACCUGCCUUUCAGAGGGCGGAGCCGUGGAUCCAGCUCACGUACUUGAUUCAUCAUUGAAGCCAUUCCAGUACGGCCAAGCGGUUAUCCAGGGAUAUAACAUUCGCCCGGGAUUGGACAACGACACACACCGUUUUUGUCAGAGGCUCAUCAUGCCUGAACUGCAGUACACCAGGGCUUUGUACGUUAAACAGUUCCCUGAUAUCGCUGUUAAAAUUGCGGCUGCUAAAAAGCAGGCAGCAAAAAAGCACCCAGCCCCUGGCAAACACGUCAUAAAUGCUAAUAUGAAUGGCACCAGUGCGCCUGUCGCUGAGAAGCGCAACUCAAUCAUACAAAGCAGGACAGAUUCUGUUAGAAACAAGAAUGUUGAUAAGGUGCGAAAAGCUAAUAUGCCUAUAUUAGUCAAAGACAAUAUGGAUGUUAAAGAUAAUACUAACUCAGCUGAAGCAAAGCAACACAAAACCUAAAGACAAAUGAACCUCAACCUGACAUUAAACAGCGAAAUAUGCUAAAUGUGCCUUAGCCUAUGCUGUGGAGAAGAUCUCAAUUUGUUCAAAUCCAGCAGCCAGAAAAACAAUACAAAUGAAUGUCAAAUGGUAUUUACACAAAACCGAUCAACUGUUAGUUCUUUUACUUGUGAUUAUCUUUGCACUUUGCUAGAUCAUCUCGGGUCUUAAAAUCGUGAUUAAUUUGUUAGCUAGGGGGAAUAUUUGUAAAUAUUUCACUGUUUUUCUGAAAACUAAGCACUUCGGGCUAAGUUUCAACUAUUCUUCUUCUUCUUCUUCUUCUUCUUAUUGUUAUUAUUGUUAUUAUUAUGUGAACUGGCCCUAAUUCUGUAAAGAUACUGACUGUAUGUCAUUAAUGUUUUUUCAAAUCCUAAAAGCUGGUAUACAAGUAUAAGAAAUAAGAUUAUUGUUACUGUGAGAUGGUAAAUACGGGUGUAUAUCCUCUGAAUGAGAUGAUUCAGACUAAAUGUCACAAUUUAAAUGCAGAUUUUUCUAACAAGAUUCAGUUUUCUCUGGAAAGAUAAAUGUAAGGUUUAUAAACAUAGCUGAUAUGAAAUUCAAGUUUGUAAAAAAAAAAAAAAAAAAAAAAAUCCUGAUGUAGCCUUUGGUGGGGGUGGGGCUAGGGUCACUUAUGUAGAAUUUAUUCACACAUUAAUAAUGAAUCAUUUGUACUCAACACUAGAGUGCUUUAAAAUUUCUUCCCAUUAACACUCAAUGUCCUGUUCUAUUGUUCUCUUUAAAAUUUAGUUUAAUAUCCAUUAUGUUCGUAAUAAUGACGAGCAAAAUAUACACCAGGGCUUCAUUUAUCCAUCUUUUAGUAAAGUUCUGUGUAAAUGGUUUCGCACGGCAAAAAAAAAAAAUUCACACCAAAUUUACAGAAGUUUUGUAGACGAUUGUUUUCAUUCUCACGUGUGAACGCUGAUAAACGCCAAUCAGUCGUAAAUGACCAAGCACGUUCAUGGCACAGCUGAUUUGCAUUUAACCACGCCCACAAAACUCCACAAAAAGCAAAGCUCGCAGAGAGUUAAAAAAACGACAAAACGGCGACUAAACAUUGUUGGGUAAAUCUUCCAGUAAUGCAGCUCAGCCAAUGCAGCUCUUCACUAACACACACACCCCCUUCAAUCUUUUAUAGGGUGCCAUUACUUUUGUUCUCUUGAUUUACGGAUUCGCUUCGGAUCCACAUCUUUCAAGUCGCUAACAUGAAAAACAGUUUCAUGGAUCGUAUUUAAAAAAUGGCGUGUAUUUGAAAUAAAGAAGUGAUUUAAACUCAACAGUGUAAUCCGUAUUUAAAAAAUUGCAGUAACUCGUCAACAGUUGUACGAUUCGAAGCCAAUCAUUCGAGGUUCACGUUAGUAGCGAGUAAAUUUAUACAAACUCGAGAGCUCUUGUUGGAUACGGACGCUUUCCCUAAACUAAGAGGAUUUUCACGGACACCACAUUUCUUGCAUAAACACUCCUACGUUCCAUUUACGAAUAAAUUUGUUCGGAUUGAUAAAUGAGGUCCAAUGUCGAUGUAAGGAAUGAAGGUGAUGACAAAUAUUUUUUUUUUGUAUUCUACUUUUUGUAAAAGUUUAAAAUGGGCCAUUCUAAAAGCAAUGACACAUAAGGGCUAAUUAGGUUUCCAAAUUUGGCAAACUCUUUGGCUAACCUCGGAAUGCUGAAUACUUGUGGGAUAAGGGAUCGGAUUUGUAACAGAAGUAUUAAUUAAUUCAAACUUAAAAGGAAACAAAAAUCUCAAGACUUUCUAAAUUAGCUUAGCUAGAUCUUAUUCCUUUUGUUCUCUACUUUCUAUUCCCUUGUAAGGAACUAUUUUCGCUAACACCUUUUUAUUUGUUGACCGCUUUUUUAUGCAUGCUGCAGUACUUUGUAGAAGUUAGCGGUACGCAGGCUAAUCUCGCUCUAACUGAAGUUAAGGAAAUGGCCUGAAUUAUUCAGACAAGUAAAGCUUACGGGGCGAAUAAACUGCAAUCGCAGUGAGUGGAAUUGAGCGUGAAUGUGAAGGAAGCUAAUCAGACAGACUCUCAUGCUAACCGGUGCGAGUUUCAUUCAGCUGGAGCGUCUCAGUCUGACUGACUACAUUUAACGCUGAACAAACCAAAAACACUCACAUUCUCACUACAGAUACAGCUAGCUAACGUUAUCAAACGAUGCUAUCAGCGAUAAAGAUUUUGCUAACGUUUUUCCACAAGCGAUGAAUAGAAACGAUCUGGUAACUAUCAAGCUAUUAAUGCUAAUGUCGAGGCUAACAUCAGGUAAUGUAGCUGCCAUGUUAACAGCGGUGAAAGAAUUCUUCCGUAGUAAAAUUCAGCGCUGAAUUCAAGUGUUCUCAAACGAUUCUGGAGAAAUCAUCGAAGUUUAGUCUCAGCAGCGUUAACAAAGCUGAGGUGAAAAAUCUUUCCUUUCUGAGCAAAAUUUUUGUUUCUCUGGUAAACAUUGCCUAUAAAAAUCAUCAGGAUUCGAGCUCCCGAUGAUCAGGCAAAUGCGUUUCUGUUGUGCCACUCUGGAGCUCUAUAGCUGUGUUGCUUUUUUUUGCUUUCUAAAACAACUGCUAGCUCUAGCUAACUAGUAUAUGCACAGACAAUAAGUGUAGGUUAGUUUAAAUCUCUCUUUCAGAGAAUGAGGGCUUCUGAUUAGCGAAACAAAAUCGCAGAGAAAUCUGUUAGCAAAGACGGCUCUUUAUACUUCAAUGUUUUGCUUUUUAAGUUUUUUUUUUUUUUUAGGUUCAGUUAACUUUAUUUAAUUCACACUUUACUUUUGACACAAAUCUGACCCGAUAAACACACAGCCACAUAGCGUCUCAAGCACACAAUGCUCGUGUGAUCUCUUUGCAAAAAUUACAAAUUCGUGUUAAUUUAAAAUGUAACUUCUUUUUUUUAAAGAUUUAUACUUCGAAUUGAAUCGUGCUUUACGUAAUAUUUUAGUAUGACUAUUUCUUUUUCUUUCCUUUUUUUUUGUUAGUAACGUACUUAUUUUGUCUUGCACAAAAAUCGCCUUCAAAACAAAAACAGUUCAAUUUAGCAAUGCUUUUUCAAGGUUGGGGUCAAAUUCGGCUUUUUCUUUUAAAGGAAACUUUUGCCGGUGAAGCAAAUUGUUCCUUUUCCAUCCCACUUUCGAAUGGAAUUACUUGAACAAGACAUGGUGUGCUUCCAAAUGUUGCUUCUGUAGUUUUAUAUUUGGAGCUACAAGGCUAGUAAUGGAGGUUUAUUAGCAUUAUGCUAACCAUAUACCAAAAUGGGUUUUUUUGUUUAUUAUUUUUUAAUACAUUUUAUUUAUGUAUUUAAAAGUUUAACUAUCUAUUUAUUCUGUAAUGUAAUGAUGCCAGCAUGCAGUUAGCAUGAUGAUAACUGAUAACUAGUUAGUUAGUCUCAUAGUUUUAGUGUUAAACCUAAAGCUAUGACAUUUGGAAACUAAAUAUUCCAUUCUGAGUAUAUCUGAGGUAAGUGGGAAUUUUCCCCCCAUUUUUCCCCCCAAGAAAACAUUUUAACAAUUAAAAUAGUUUUUUGGGUUGUUUUUUUUUAAUGCUGCUUAAUUUUCCUAGACAGUGGACAACUUAGAUUUUAUGAUAAAUUUAGCAUUUUAUCUCUGAAAAGUUAGCAAAAUGUUUCACGAAAUUCCAAAAUUUUCAAAAAUUUCUUUAGUUGUCAAAAAUUCUGAAGCGUAGUUUUUUGUGAUACAUUUUGCUAACUUGCUAACUUUGGACUUUAGUGAUAAAAUGCUAAAUUUAUCGUAAAAUUUAAGUCGUUCACCAGUCUCAUUCUCUGUCUAGGAAAAUUAGCAACUUUUUUUUUUUUUUUUUUUUUUAUGACCAAAGUAAAAGGUUAGUUAGCAAAAAACAAAGUUGGAAAAUUCUCAACCUAGAAAUUUAUUUGUUUGUUUAUUUUUGGGCAAAACUUCUUAAAUGCUGUAUGUAAAAUAUAAAAACAGAUAAAAUUAUAUAAAUUAUGAUAACUGUCUGAGCAGACUGGCUCUGUUUUCUGUAGUUAAAUUUGUGAGAUUAUUUGUCGCUUUAAUUAAUACGUAUUUAAGUACGUCUUUCAGAGUCAGGUAAAAAAAAAAUUUUUAUACUUGUAAUGUAGUAUCAUUUCAAUGUUUUGAUUUUUUUCUUUCCUGUGUAUUUUUGUUUUAAAGUAAAUUUGUCUUUUUUCAGGUUUCGGUUUUCAAAUCAUUUUAAGGUUCACUUUGUCAUUAUACGUGGGUGUACGGUGUAAUUAAAACAACAACUUGGAUGCAAUUUGAUGCACAACACUGAAUUUCUUUAUUCACAAAGUGUGUGUCUGUAUAGCGUGUUUAUCCACAUGUGACCUUGACUUUAUCAGAGUUAAAACCGCUCGGCACCAGUCAAGUCUAAACAUCACAUUCUUUAUAAAGAAAUGUGUCAUUUAUGAUAAUCUAUUUUGUUUAGAAAAAAAAAACAUGUCCAAGGUGAUAUCAUCAAAUGAGCGACAGAUGAUCCACAGUCGGUGUUGUUCACAUAAAAUAACUGAAGGUCACUCGAGGGAAAAUAUUCACAGUAGUCCAUUUUAGGUCAAGUGAAUUAUAUGAUUUGUAUCACAACGUUUCAUUCAUGAUUUUCUAAUUUUUUAAGCGUUUUAAGUUUAACUGACUUCCUAAAAAUACCAGAUAUAGAAAACUUGGAACACAUUCAUUCAGUGAAAAACAUUCAACUUCUGGUUCUGUCGUUGUCCUUUUGUGUAAUUAGCACUUUGAUUGGACAGUGUAUGGUUAGUCUAAUCUACUUUUAGUAUCUCAUCCAAAGAUAUUUUGAGGGAACACAUUAUCGGCUAAAUAAUCCACGUUAUUGGUAUUAAUCGGCUGCUUCAUUGUUAGUGUCGAAAAUGAAUCUCAAUUGAAUUGAUGAAUUUACAAAAGUUGACUUGUGCUUUUAAGUUCAAUCUUUUCCUUCAAAUAAAAAAAAAAAAAACGCAGUAACACGACCCCCUUGUGGACACUUGCAGUAGUGUUUCUGAGUAUCUCAAUAAUCUGAGACAAGUCUGUUAAUUGCUGCCUUGUUGUUCUAUGCUACGUCCUUCAGCCUGGAUGUCAGUCAAAGUCCACCAUCUUUAAGGAUGCUUCAAUUCAUAAAGUGCAAAAGGAUGUAAAAGGAUACACAGAUUCUUCCUAUGUGGAACAAACCUUUUUGUACAUUUUUAGCCAGAAGGAGCCAUUCUCAUGUUCUUCAUCAGACCUUUGAUUCAAUUCAAUUUUCAAUUCAAUUCAAUUUUAUUUGUAUAGCGCUUUUUACAAUAGACAUUGUCUCAAAGCAGCUUUACAGAAAUAUUACCACG
Messenger RNA from Ictalurus punctatus (channel catfish), 7330 nucleotides. It is a transcript of the gene gal3st2, whose product is annotated as galactose-3-O-sulfotransferase 2. The transcript has 4 exons. The record is from RefSeq and is a predicted model, not a curated record. Gene Ontology annotation, cellular component: membrane. Lineage: Eukaryota; Metazoa; Chordata; Actinopteri; Siluriformes; Ictaluridae. Gene Ontology annotation, molecular function: galactosylceramide sulfotransferase activity. Gene Ontology annotation, biological process: glycolipid biosynthetic process. Bases 108 to 2003 code for a protein of 631 amino acids.